Molecule: messenger RNA, 3925 nt
Organism: Leptidea sinapis
Lineage: Eukaryota; Metazoa; Arthropoda; Insecta; Lepidoptera; Pieridae
Gene: Nulp1
Exons: 13
Coding region: 169-1926 (585 amino acids)
Cellular component (GO): RQC complex
Source: RefSeq, a predicted model, not a curated record
CACAAGUCACAAAUCACAAUGUUAUUCGUAAAUCGUAAAAGCUAAAUACGCAAAAAGCAUUAAUUAAAAGGUUACAAACUUUACAAAGUGCAAUUUUGUUAUAGUUUUACUUGUCUAUUUUGUCUUAAGAAAUUGAUAUCAGUUUGGUAAAGAUUGAUAAUCACAAAUAUGUCAUCACGACAUUUCCGUAAGUUUCAUGACACUAACACAUUACCACCUCUUGAGGGCAAUUCUGAUGAAGAAUUUGAACCAUACAAAUUACGUGCUAAGUCUCAUCCUUUUCAAGGGUUGGAAGUCAGCUCUACUUCAGAAACUGCAGAUGGUGAAAUAGAAUUGCCAUCGGAUGAUAAUGAUGAUGAUGAUCAUAUUAAACCAUUGAAAAAAAAGAAGAAUAAUAAGAAAAAAUAUAAGAAAAGGAAUCCCCCUCCACAGUUAAAAGAGGAUGAUGAUGAAGUUGAGAAAUUAGUAAAGGAAGUGAAUGAUCUACUGGGGCAACCAGAAGUGGAAAAACCUCCAGAACCAGUCAAGGUUGUUGAUAGAGCAGCGGCACUAUUUACAGUUCAGCAAAAAUUCCUAGAUGAGGACAGUGAAAUGGAAAGAAAGUAUGGAGACGAAUACAGAAAAGUUCAAAAGAAGCACAAUAUUAAACUGGAGAAAAACAUAAAUGUACCAUUUAAACACAAAAUUUCCAGAUUGGGUUUCGGGAUGUCCAUAUACGAACGCCAUCCUGAUUACAUAUCGUUUGCUUUCGAUCACAACACCAGGAAGUAUCGGAGCAUGCAUGAGAAUUUCCUUCGCCAAGCACUCUAUGACAACCCAGGCCAUCCUGUUCACAGGGAUCUAAGCCAGGUCGCAUUCAACGACAUGCACAUGGAAACAAUUAUUGAGAGUACAAACUGCUGUUUUGAAGAAGAUAACUACAUCAAAGCGAAAGAAACUAUAGAGACGUGCAUCGCUCUUAUGCAGUAUGCCGCUCAUCCAUUCUUCAGUUUGACGUGUAGGCGCACACGGCUGCCAUUCAGUAUUUUGGAGAAUCGGCCAUACCACGUAGCACUACUGGUGUACGCGCACAUUGUGUCGCGCCGUGCCUGUCACAGAACCGCGCUCGAAAUAGCCAAGGUGCUAAUGAACAUAGACCCAGAAGAUCCCCUGGCUGCAUUGCUUAUCAUCGACUCAUUUGCUUUGGGCGCUCAGGAGUACAAAUGGCUUUGGCAAGCGAUAGAAUAUUGGGUUGAUACGAAGAAAGGCGAAGAUAUGUUCAACUUGAUGUACUCGCGCGCUUUAGCGUGCUACCAUCUUUCUAAGAAAGAUAAAAAUUUCACCGAGGCGCAGGCUGAUAAGUUAUUAAAGCUCGCCAUGAUAAAAUUUCCAUACAUGGUGAUGAAGAUCGUAGACACCAAGAGUCUCAACUUUCCACCCGAAAUAAUAAAUUCCGAGCUAUUUAAUUCAUUUGCAGAUGAAAAGACCCCCACCAUUACGAAGGAGUUAAUGCUGCUGUACGCAAACUACACAGACACCAGCUGGACAGAGGCUCGCAAAUGGCUGGUGCGAAACGCGAAAGAGGUGGCCAUCUCAUACGAGAAGAACCAAACUGACAAGAUCCAGGCCAUAAUAUGGUCCGAGCGCUACUUGAAUUUGAUCAGGCAUUGGUCUAAAGAAAGCCUGAGACAUAUUCUUAUCAUCAUUCCAAUGUACGACUUUCUCAUUGAUGUUGACACAAUGGAAGUGCCGGAGCUGCGUCCGGGAGACCCAGUAUCCGGCAGCUACAUAAACCGGUACAACUACCCUCUACUGCCCUGCCCGAUGUCCGACCUCCUCAUGCAUCAGUUCCUGCGAGCCAUCGUGCCCAACGUGCACUCGAAGCCCACAGAGAGCAGUUCAUCACCGAGCGUGUCCAACCGUCGAUCCGAAAUGAAUUAUUUUUAAGCUAUAAAGGAAAGUGCUACAUCUAAAUCUGGCUGUAAAUAUAAAUUGUUGCUAAAUUUUAUAAAUAUUCAGCCUCCAAAGUAAAAUUUGUUUUUUGUCACCGUGGCGAGGGUGCUUUUACCCAUCGAGCCAUAACCUCUCAUGUAGAGGUCCUGGAAACACAAAUAAAGUCUUGUUUGAUACUUAUGAUCCCGUUUCAUCAAAAGGAACACUGAUUUUUUUAUAGUUAUCGCUGACUACAUUAGUUUGUCGCAGCGAUGUCAAAGAUAGUCGGCCGUCGGAAUAGUCGACGUGCAAUACUUAUGACUGUCAAGAGCUAACAGCUCAGACACUUGUGAACGGACACUAUCGUACUUGUGUACGCGUUGUAAGAGACCACAUCGCACCUAACAGGGGCGACCCGAUGCAGUUUUAGUUUGUAUAUCAUAUGAAAUUUUAUGGUUUGUUACACUGGCUCCAGGAUUGAUCUCUAAAUAUUACUGCUCAUCUGUUUUUUGACGGAACGAAAUAAUUUCCAUACUUCGUAUUUUAAUGUAUUUUUCUAAUAAUUUGGUAUGUAUUGAUUUUGCGAAUAAUGAUGAAAGAAUAUCUAUGGAUUCUUGCAUAAUAUAUAAAUUAUAAACUAAUUUGUACUUUUUUUAUGUGUACCUACAAUUUUAUAUUUUAUCAAAUAAAUAUAAGCAUAAAGCGUAUUUAAAAAAAACUAAUUGAAGUGGUAGUAAUCUGGCUAUAAUAAUAAUUUUCAUAAGUCUGUUUAUUUGUGAACGAUGGGCACAGGUCGGGGACAAGAGCUAGUCGGAGCUGGCACAGGACCGGGAUAAAUGGAGUGAAACAGGGGAGGCCAUUGCCCACCAGUUGGCUCCGUUAGGCUACCAAAAUAAAAAAUAAAAAUCUCAGAAACGGUGAAACGAUUUGGUUGCUGUUUUUUCUAAUGUAUCAUCAAAUUUCCGUAACAUUUAGUAUUUGUUUCAUUCCGAUCAGUUGACAAAAAAGUUAUUUUAAUGCUGACAGUUUCUUGCACACUUCAGUAUUAUAUAUAUAGUACUAAUUACUAUGAUAAAUCCAAUGCUAAAUAAAUACCUUACUCCUUAAAUAAAAUUAUUUAUAAAAUUCUCGUGUCACAAUGUUAAUUACCUAACUCCUACAAAACGGCUUUGCUGAUUUUUACCAAAUUUUGUAUGCAUAUUCAGUAGAUCUGAGAAUCGGCUACUAUCUAUUUUUCAUCCCCCUAAAUGUUCAGUGUAGUCCACCCCAAAAAAAUUUUUUUUAAUUUUUUGACAUUUUUUUAUGAUAUAACAUUGAAAAAUACAUACAAAUUUAAAUUUUCGCCCUUCUGCGAUCUACAUUUAUUUUUGUAUCACGAUUUUUAUAUUAUUCUGUUCCAACCACCAAACCGAUGGUUGCAAGAUGGCAAUCGAAUACGAUAAUUGUAGUACGAUAUAUUUGGUAGGUCUGAGAAUCGGUUGCAUAAAAUUUUAAUAAUUGUUUUUUUUUUAAUAUGUCAUAUGGCAAUGUGACGUUUGCUGGGUCAGCUAGUAUAAAUAAAUUAAUAAAAAUAUAAUAUAUAUAUAAACUUUUCUCAUUGUUGAUAUUUUUGUACCAGGUCUCUCAUACAAUGAAGUAGAUUUAACAAACCGUACUUACUUACGUAAGGCUAGCAUAUAACCUACUCCCCAGCUAAUUGAGACUUUGUUUUUACUUUUUAUUUUACCCAUUCCAUGACACCAUUGAAGAACUGUGCCAGGUCCGAUUGUUUAGUUUACUGUGACUUGUAAUCGUCCUUUUUAACUUUUUAUUUUAUUUUUGGUUGUACAUUAGCUCAGAGAAUGUUUGUUAAUCAGAAUCAACAAUAAUAAUAUUAUAGUGUGUAUGUGUUAUAUUAAUAAUUAUUAUGUUUUGUAUUUACAAUUAUAAUAAAACUCAUCGGAUAUUGAUAAAAUUAAAUAAAUAUAUUUUAUAUAUUAUAGUAUGUUAUAAGAAAAUAAACUUUUGGCUUUUA